Molecule: messenger RNA, 1710 nt
Organism: Rhincodon typus (whale shark)
Lineage: Eukaryota; Metazoa; Chordata; Chondrichthyes; Orectolobiformes; Rhincodontidae
Product: arf-GAP with coiled-coil, ANK repeat and PH domain-containing protein 2-like
Exons: 15
Coding region: 163-1710 (515 amino acids)
Cellular component (GO): cytoplasm
Molecular function (GO): protein binding; GTPase activator activity
Source: RefSeq, a predicted model, not a curated record
GUGGUUACCAGCCCUGUUCCGCCUACACUACCCUUCCUCUUGCAAGAAAUUCAACUGCCUUGAACGCACAUUCGAAGCCUUUCUCUGGUGAAGAUGUAUAGGUAUAAUUAAAGGCAGAAGAUCAUUGCUGUUGCCUCUUCAUCCCCACAUCAGCUGACCAAGAUGACCAUCUCUGUGGACUUCGAGGAGUGUCUGAAGGACUCCUUAAAGUUCAGAGCUUCAAUUGAAGGAGUAGAGACAGAGGUGACAGAACUUGAAGUCAAACUUGAGAAGCUGGUGAAAUUAUGCAAUGCCAUGCUUGAAGCUGGUCGACUGUACAGCACCAAUGCCAGGCAAUUUGCGAAUGGAAUCCGAGAACUGUCUGGGCAUUGCAAAGACGAUCAGAUGAUGAGCGAAUGUCUGGAGAAAUUUUCACACAGUCUAAGUAGUAUGCUUGAUCAUCACAUGACACUCAUCGACGUGACUCAAAAAUCAGUCAAACAGCAUUUGCAUAGCUUCAUCAAGGAGGACGUGAGGAAGUUCAAGGAAACAAAAAAGCAUUUUGACAGAAGUAGUGAGGAUCUGGAUAAUGCACUGAACAGAAAUGCCCAGGCACCCCCCAAGAAACAGCAUGAGGUGGAUGAAGCUACCAAUGCCCUCCUGGCAGCUCGGAGGUCUUUCCGGCAUGUAUCGUUGGAUUAUGUCCUCCAGUUGCACCAGCUCGUGUUGAACUCAGCAAGAGAUAAACGAGACAUGGAGCAGAGGCAUGCCACCAUAAAGCAAAAGGAUGUACUUUAUGAUGAUUUGGCAGUGGAGUUUAAUAUGGAAGCUCCAAAUGGUGUUGUUAUGGAGGGUUAUCUGUAUAAACGAGCUAGCAACGCCUUCAAAACAUGGAACAGACGAUGGUUUUCCAUUCAAAACAAUCAGCUCGUGUACCAGAAGAAGCUAAAGGAUAAUCUAACGGUUGUAGUGGAAGACCUCCGACUGUGUACGAUAAAGACUGGUGCAGACAGUGAGAGACGAUUCUGCUUUGAAGUCGUGUCUCCAUCAAAGAGUUGCAUGCUUCAGGCUGACUCUGAGAAACACCAGCAAACUUGGAUCCUGGCGGUACAAUCAAGCAUUACAACAGCAUUUAAUGAGAGACGAGAGGAUAAUUAUUCGAAGUUGGAAAGGACUUCGUCUAUGUCUACAGGAGUCUUGGAUUUCCCUGACGAAGCAAGACCCGGAAAGGAAAAGGGUCUCGAGCAGGUGCAAGGCAUCCCAGGGAAUGCUCAGUGCUGUGACUGCAAUGAACACCUGCCCGAAUGGGCCAGCAUCAACCUUGGCAUUACCCUCUGCAUAGAAUGUUCUGGAAUCCACAGGAGUCUAGGUGUCCAUUUUUCAAAAGUCCGGUCACUGACUCUUGAUUCCUGGGAGCCUGAAUUGUUAAAGCUGAUGUGUGAAUUGGGAAACUCUACCAUUAAUCAGAUCUAUGAAGCUCGAAUUGAAGAGAUGACAGUGAAAAAGCCUCACCCUGGAUCUCCUCGGCAGGAGAAAGAAGCCUGGAUUCGGGCCAAGUAUGUGGAGAAGAAAUUUAUCCACAAACUUCCAGAAAGUGGCAUCAGACUUCGAAGGUGUAGCUUAAAACGAAAUCAGCAUCCCACUACCCUGGAGAAAACCCAGAAACCUGAAAAACCACCAAAACCUUUCUUGAAGCCAAAAGGGAAAACCUUCUCCUCGAACUCAGGUUAG